Molecule: messenger RNA, 3594 nt
Organism: Diplodia corticola
Lineage: Eukaryota; Fungi; Ascomycota; Dothideomycetes; Botryosphaeriales; Botryosphaeriaceae
Product: heterokaryon incompatibility protein
Exons: 2
Coding region: 1-3594 (1197 amino acids)
Source: RefSeq, a predicted model, not a curated record
AUGAACGACAACCUAGCAAGCUUGGCUCUGGCCUCGGACCCGAUCAACUUCCCGGACAACAUGUCGAGGGACGAGUGGGCCGUGAUCAACGCCAUGGACGACUCGCUGCAGAGGCAGAUGCCGUGGCGGCGGCAGCGCAUGCACGAUCCGUACGCGUACCUCACCACCGCCGCAGCCGCCUCCUCGUCUUCUUCUUCUUCUGAUGGUGGUGGUGGUGGUGGUGGUGAUGAUGAUGAUGAUGAUGAUGAUGAUGAUGACGAUGACGAUGAUGACGGUGAUGAUGAUGGCGAUGAUGGCAAGGAUAGCCAAGGCAGCGACGACGAUGCCCACAGUCCAGACGAAGGUGAAGACGAAGACGCCAAUGACGUUGGAACCCUAUACUCUGAUCGAGACUCGUCCUCGUCCUCUUCUCCCUCCUCCUCAGCAGAAGAAGAAGAAGAAGAAGAAGAAGAAGAAAGAGACCGAUCAGACUACGUCGUCUUCAAGGUCAUCAACACCAAAGAGGGCCGGACCGACCGCGCCGACGCGCAGAUCUACGUGCCCAUGCCGCCCGCGGUCGUCCGCACGCUCGACGAGUCGCCGUUCACGUACGGAAUGGAUGACGAGACGCUCGUUAGGACCAUCGCCGUGGAAGACGAUGCCAGGAGGCCGCGGGCGGAGAGGGGGAGGGGGAAGAGGGACUUGCUGCUGAAGGGCACGCCGCAUAAGCUGUGCUGGGCGUGUUUGGAUGCGUUGGGGUAUUAUGUCAAGUAUGUGCAGGGGGUGGCGGCGGAGGAGGCGGAGGAGGAGGAAGGAGAAGGAGAGGGGGUGAAUGAAGAGAAGAGAAAGAAGGGGAAGAAGAAAAAGAAGGCUCUGCCCAAAGCGGUGGUGCACCACUGGAACCUGAUCAGCUUGGAAGCGGCAAAAGCGGUCGGGUGCGCCAUAUGCACGCGGCUGCAUCAACGGCUGGAGAGGAACAAGGUGGUGGACAUGUACCGGCCGGACAACGCCGAGUCGCACCGGCUGGAAAUGUGCUGGGCGGGGCGAGGCGGCAUGGGCGAGAGCGAAGUGCUGUAUUUCGUGUGGACGCGGUCGACGAGCCCGCGGAGCCAUUCCAACUACCACACGUACUACCGCAUGCAGCUGUGGGACAUCGACUCCCUGGGCGACAACAUGUCAAUCUGGUUUCCGGACGGGAGGCAGUGGUUCGCCGAGCACGGCGUGACGGACGUCGUGCAGGGGCGGACUGAUUCGGACAGGUCGAGGCACUUGGCCAAGGGCUGGUUCGCGCGCUGCGAAGAGAAUGCAGACGGCGCGCACGACGAGUGCACCGCCUUCGUAGCCAAGAGCCGGCCCACGCGCGUGCUGGACGUUGAACAUGCGAGGGAGUCCGGGAGGGUCCGCCUCGUUUGCGCCGGCCAUGACGCGGCUGGUGAUCGGUACAUCACCCUGAGCCAUUGCUGGGGAGCCUGGGGCGCGAAGGAGCUCCCGGUGCUGACGACGGCCAACCUGGACGAGCGGCAGGGCGAGGGUGUAGACGCUGCCGACUUGCCGCAGACGUUCCGCGAUGCCCUCGAGGUGGCCAGCUGGUACAACGUCAAGUGGCUCUGGAUCGACUCGCUCUGCAUCGUGCAAGACUCGCCCUCAGACUGGUUCCGCGAAGCCUCGCUGAUGGCCCGCACCUACAAGCACGCCGUGCUCAACCUCUCGGCCGACCACUGCCCAGACGCGCGCGGCGGCCUCUUCGCCGACCGCGACCCCCUCGACACCGUCCCCAUCCAGUUCCACGCCACCGCCCGCCCGGGCGCCGCCACCCCGUCGUCGCCCGCCGGCCUCGUGCGCUCGUGGUGGAUGUACGACUACGAGACGGACGCCUUCGCGUGGGCGCACCGCGCGCCGUCGUUCGCGCGCGCCUGGAUCCACCGCGAGCGCCAGCUCGCCCGCCGCGUGCUGCACUUUGCCCGGCACGAGCUCGUCUGGGAGUGCUGCGCCAGCCGCGCCCCGGGCCAGGCCCUCGCGUCCGAGACGUUCCCCGGCGGCUACCCCUUCCGCAGGCUGCUGCACGGCCAGGCGAAGUGGCAGGCCCGCGACUUGCAGAGGAAGGGCGUUAAUGCGGGGGGAGAGGCUGUGGGCGACGACGCCGUCGUCAUCGACGCGUGGAAUGAGCUGUGCGAAGGCUUUUCGCAAAAGUGGCUGACGGUGCGCAGCGACAUGCCUAUCAUCUUGUCGAGCCUGGCUGAGGAGUUCGCCGAGAUGCUGCCUGGAGAUGCGUACGUGGCGGGUCAUUGGGAGAGCACCUUGCCGUUGAGCUUGCUGUGGAAGGCCGACCGGUGGCCGGGGAGUGAUAUUGGCGAGUUCUCCGCCCUGCCGCAUGCGGUGGAGAAACGGUGGAUAGAUCGGGUGUGCUUAAAUACUGCCGAGGAAAUCCUCAGGGGCGAGGGGAUCAAGGAGAAAGAGGGGUCGUCGGACGCGGACGAGAAGACCCAAGACACUUCCAUUACGAGAUCUAGGGUGACCGGCCUCUAUGCCAGGGCGAGGAUGCUCGCAAAGGAACUGGCCGCUCAACGGGCGUUGACCAAGGAAGCAUCGUCAGUGAAUCCAACAGCUGGUGAUUCACAAGGCACUCAUGUCGAAGCUACCUCGGGAUCGAUUACCACACAGCCAGAGGCAACACAAACAGAAACGGCACAAUUGGAACCGUCGCAGCCAGAGUUACUGCAAAUAGAGACAGCCCAACCAGAGACGACACCAGCCGAGACUGUGGAACAAGAAAAGGGGGAGACGGGAGAAGAAGAAGAGCCAGAGCAGGAUGAUCACAGUUCGGAAAAGGGAGUCUACUUCAACUACAUCGCCCCAUCCUGGUCGUGGCUCUCCGUCAGCGGCUCGACCCAGCACCACGGCCGCUGGCCCCAAGUGCCUCUCGCCACCGUCAGCGUCGACGACCCCCGCCUACGCAACUCCUUCGGUCCGUUCCUAGCCGAGGCCUCCUCUCUCACGGUGACGGGUUACAUGCGGCGCAUCCAGGUCGUGUACACUGGGACAGACGUGGUCGAGUCGCUGUACACACCCGACAUCGUGUCCAUCAGGCAGAAGUUCAACAUGGUCGUCAUCGACCACGACGACGGCGACGAGGACGCGGAUUUGCGCAGAAAGGGGCCCGAUGGAGCUGUGCGCGGGGUGCGCGAGGUCGGGAGAGCCUGGCGCCAGCAGACGGGCAUGGACUUUUCGGUGAAGCUAGACUUUCCCAGGGGCGAUGACGAGGUACUUGAUUGCUUCUGCCUAUUUCUGGGGUUUCACGGCAAGAAACGGACCAAGUAUGACUUGGCUGUCAAUGGGUUGCUGCUGGAGCGGGAGGAAGAAGGUAAGGGGUUCAUGCGGAUCGGCUUGAUCAACUUGGCUGCCAUGACGGCGUUGAGGAUGCGGUAUAUGGUGGAAGAGGGCGAGGAGGAGCCGGACGAAAAGGGAUGGAGGACGGUUAUGAACUGGCUCCAGGAUGGAGAGGUGAGCAAGGAUACAGAAGAGUUCAGCGAGAAGGGUCCUGAGGCAUUGUAUCGGCGUGAUGAGGAGCAGUCAGGGCUGAAGAGACUGAGAAAGAGGGGCAUCAAGCUUGUCUGA